Molecule: messenger RNA, 903 nt
Organism: Aspergillus lentulus
Lineage: Eukaryota; Fungi; Ascomycota; Eurotiomycetes; Eurotiales; Aspergillaceae
Product: SDR family NAD(P)-dependent oxidoreductase
Source: RefSeq, a predicted model, not a curated record
AUGCCAACAACCCCACCGCCAAACUCUCUCUCCUCAAAAGUCGCCCUGGUCACUGGCGGCUCUCACGGCAUCGGCGCCGCAACAGCCACUCGCCUCAACGCUGCCGGGGCAAUCGUCAUUAUCGUUGACUUGGAAGCAACCGCGCACAGCGCACAUGAACUCAUCACUUCCUUGCCUUGCCCGAGACGGGCAUGUUUCGUGGCAGCCGAUAUUACAAAUUGGGCCGAGCUGCGCAGCGUGUUUGAAUCCAUACAGCAGCGGUAUCAGCGCCUUGAUUUUGUGGUCGCCAAUGCCGGCACCAUGGAGCACGAGCCGAUCCUGCAGGAUAGCUAUGAUGCAGAUGGGAAUCUGGAGGCACCGAGGGAGGCGUAUCGGACUAUCGAUGUGAAUCUGAAGGGGAGCUUGAACACGCUCAAACUCGCCAUCCACCACCUCAAGUCCGCACCACCCGAUAGCCCGCGCUCGAUCGUCCUCGUCGCCUCGACAGCAGGGUAUUUUGAUGGUGCGGGGACUCUCGCGUAUACCGCGUCGAAGCAUGGUGUGGUGGGAUUACUUCGCGCCUCGCAAACCGAAGCACAGAAACAUGGUAUCCGCGUGAACGCCGUAGCGCCGAUUUUCAUCACCACACAUCUGACCUUGGGCAUCUCCGACGCUUGGCUGCGCGCUGGGCUGGAGGUGAAUACCCCGGAGGCGGUUGCGGAAGCAAUAGAAGCAGCGCUGCUCUCGACUGAGUCGGGGCACGGUUUUUUGAUAUCUGGCAAGUAUAUUCGCGAAAUGGAGGGCACAAGAAUGGGGCUUUUGUCCUCCUGGGUAGGGCAUGAUGUAGCUGAACAUAUGGGGAAAGCAGGCGAAUUUUUCAACAAUCUCGGUGGAUAUAUCUUACCCGGACCUCGCAAUAAUUGA